Molecule: messenger RNA, 2460 nt
Organism: Danio rerio (zebrafish)
Lineage: Eukaryota; Metazoa; Chordata; Actinopteri; Cypriniformes; Danionidae
Gene: zbtb18
Product: zinc finger and BTB domain containing 18
Cellular component (GO): nucleus
Source: RefSeq, marked validated
GCAGGUUAUGAAGACAGCAUGGAGUUUCCAGACCACAGCAGACAUUUGCUACAGUGUCUGAGUGAGCAGAGGCAUCAGGGAUUCCUUUGUGACUCCACUGUGCUGGUCGGUGAUGCCCAGUUCCGAGCCCAUCGUGCAGUGCUGGCUUCAUGCAGCAUGUACUUCCACCUCUUUUACAAGGACCAGCUAGACAAAAGGGACAUUGUUCAUCUGAACAGCGACAUUGUCACAGCCCCGGCCUUCGCUCUCCUGCUUGAGUUCAUGUACGAAGGAAAGCUGCAGUUUAAAUCACUUCCAGUGGAAGAUGUGCUGGCUGCUGCCAGCUACCUCCACAUGUAUGAUAUCGUCAAGGUGUGCAAGAAGAAGCUCAAGCAGAAGGCCACGGCUGAGGCUGACAGCACCAAGCGGGAAGAGGACACGUCCAGCUGCUCGGACAAGGUGGAGAGUUUCUCAGAAGGUGGAAGCACGGGCCGGCCCGCAACUGCUGACCUGCUGCAGAGCGAUGAUGAGGACAUGGAGAACAAGCGGGACAGCCCUCAGGAGCCAGGGAGCAUGUGGAUGCGACUGCCUUCCGACCGGACCACGUCUCCCACCACCAGCCCCAGGGAGGCAGAAACGCAUGGUCCUGAUGCUGGCAAAUCCCCUGCCGGCAGCCCCAGCAGCUCUUCUGGCUCUCUGUCCCGUCGCUCUGCAGCAUCUCGGAGAGUCUCUGCUGACACUGAUUGUGUGCUUGACCUCUCUGUGAAAUCGAGCCUUGGUGGAGGUCCUGGGGAGAACAUUGCUGGCAACCCUUACUUCUGCAGCUCUGUGACCCCUGACAGCCUCCAGAGUGCCCUGGUUCAAGUGAAGGUGGAAAAGGACACCGGCUCCGACGAUGAUGAACUGGUGAGCGGUGACUAUGAGAUGGAGCACAGUGGUGUGAAGGAGCCACCCAGCACCAACGGGACCCACCUCAGCCUUGUUGCGCAGCGGAGGCUGGGCCUGGAAGCUCAUCUCUCGGCUCUGCGCGAGGCCUCGCUGGCCAGUGAGCUUGAGCGGGACGACAAAGGAGGCGAUGAUGACACAGAUGUCCUCGGCGGAGACAGUGAUCGAGUGCAGGAGGCUGCGGGAGUCGAGAGCUCCCUGUUGCCUUAUGUCUCCAGCAUGCUGGGGGCACCACAUACCCAGAUCUUCAUGUGCCCCUUAUGCAACAAGGUCUUUCCCAGCCCCCAUAUCCUGCAAAUCCACCUCAGCACACAUUUUCGUGAACAGGAAGGCGUACGGGCCAAGCCGGCAGGCGACGUCAACGUCCCCACAUGCUCCAUCUGUGGCAAAACCUUCUCCUGCAUGUACACGUUAAAACGCCACGAGAGGACACACUCAGGCGAGAAGCCCUACACUUGCACUACUUGCGGCAAGAGCUUCCAGUACUCACACAACCUGAGCCGGCAUGCCGUCGUGCACACACGCGAGAAGCCGCAUGCUUGCAAGUGGUGCGAGCGGCGCUUCACACAGUCAGGGGACUUGUAUCGACACAUCCGCAAGUUCCACUGCGAACUGGUCAACUCGCUCUCGGUUAAGAGCGAGGCGCUCAAUCUACCCACGGUCAGAGACUGGGCACUGGAAGAUAGUUCUCAAGAACUGUGGAAAUGAAUGCUAAAAUGAUUGCAGACUGUUUGAACUGCUUGUUAAUUUAAAAAGAGAUCUGAGUGGCAUUUUUGGGGGCAGAAAGGUGAAGGUAAGAGUGGGAAGGAGUGACGGCCGAAGGGUCUGAAUCAGUCAUUUUUCUUGUAUGUACAUUGCAAAUCUUGUUGAAUUGCACUUUACUAGCACAUGAAAAUGUUACUACUGAUUUUCUUUUAAUAUAUUUUCUGGUUGACUUAGGGUCUUUCUUUUUUUCCUGUUUACUUUGGGUUUUUAUAAAACAUGGGUUCUGGUUUUUGGCAACCAGAACAAAAUAUUCAUUGGGAUUUUCAACUGUAUAUAAUUUACAGUAUUUGUAUACGCUCCUAAAUUUCAAGGAACAUCUGCCAUGAAAAGCAUAUGAAGAUUUCAGGUCAUAGACAGAGGAGUUUAGAAAUAAGGACACACUAAACGGGUACUAUGGUCAUAUAUUUACCUGUACACACUCGCCUCUUGUUUAAGUAAGCAUAUAUAUAUAUAUAUAUAUAUAUAUAUAUAUAUAUAUAUAUAUAUAUAUAUAUAUAUAUAUAUAUAUAUAGUGCACUACUAUAACAUACCUGAUGUAUGACUGUGGCCAUACUCACACAUACACACCUAGUGUAUGAGCAGGUCAGUCCUUUAAAUCCCACAAGGAAGCUCUAAGCUUGCGUUACUUAAGCUCUUGUACAUUUUUGACUCGUUAUAGGAAACUUGACUGAUGGAAGACAAACAAGGCACUCAUGCAAUGUACAGCCUCCUUUUUCACAUCAGUUGCUGCAUUAUUAUUAUUAUUAUUUCUCUCUAUCCUUCCUUAAUAUG